This is a messenger RNA of Paramormyrops kingsleyae, 5667 nucleotides long. Its product is annotated as neuropilin-2-like. The record is from RefSeq and is a predicted model, not a curated record. NCBI's taxonomy places the organism in Eukaryota, Metazoa, Chordata, Actinopteri, Osteoglossiformes, Mormyridae. Gene Ontology annotation, molecular function: semaphorin receptor activity; vascular endothelial growth factor receptor activity. Gene Ontology annotation, biological process: axon guidance; vascular endothelial growth factor signaling pathway; angiogenesis. Gene Ontology annotation, cellular component: axon; glutamatergic synapse; postsynaptic membrane.
GCGCUGCGCGUAGCGCCGGAGCCGGAGGACAGCGUGCCGGAUACGCCGCGAUCCGCAGAGCCCGCAUGCCCCACGGCUGAUGCCUGACGCCGGUCGAACUUGAAGCCACAUUCAGCCCUCGGAGGAUCGGCGCAGUGGUUCCGCACGGCCGCCUCUUUGCUUGUCAUUUUGUUGCACAUAAAUCGGAGCGACUUGAAAAGCAGAAGAGAAAAGGAGGAGAGAGAGAGAGAGAGAGAGAGAGAGGAGACGCGGAAACAUCGCAUGUCAGUGCAUUUAGAAGUAACCAAAACGCUCGUUUCAUACAUCAGAGGAGCAACGCCGUCAGUGUGGAGCCGCUCGGAUCUGCGGUGCUUUCAAAGCGCUCCGGUUAGAACACGGUGCUUCGUUCUCAUCUCCGCCAGUGAUUUUCGGCAACUCGGCGCUUCACUAGUCAAUGUUUCAUGUGGAUUAAGAAAAAAGAAAGCUGGACUGAAAUAGAAGCGCAUUCAGAUGCGUCUACAGAAGUAAAGAUAAAGGUGGGAGAGUGAGAGAGUGAGAAGGAGGACUGGUGCGCUGAGAGCCCGGGGCUGGGGUCCUUUUUGGAGGAUAAGUGUGCAGAUCGGAAAGGAAAACAUCUGUUUUAGUGCCACUAGGAGAUAGGAGAGGGAGCUCUGCUCAACACCACAAGGGUGAGGAUCCCCAGCAAAGAUGGAUCUAUAUACCACACGGUCUGGAUUUCUAUUAGUUCUGUGUUUAAUGUCUACAGCGCACGGAAAUGAAGGCGGCGGGUGCGGUGGCCAGCUGGAUGCCAGCGAUGCCGGGUACAUCACCUCCCCCGGCUACCCCCUGGAGUACCCAGCCCACCAGAACUGCCUCUGGGUGAUCACGGCCCCUGAGCCCUCACAGCGGAUCGUUCUCAACUUCAACCCCCACUUCGAGCUGGAGAAGCUGGACUGCAGGUACGACUUCAUUGAGAUACGUGAUGGGAAUUCGGAGUCCGCUGACCUGCUGGGCAAGCACUGUAGCAACAUCGCCCCGCCCCCCAUCGUCUCCUCUGGGCCUGUGCUGCACAUCAAGUUUGUCUCCGACUACGCCCACCAGGGGGCGGGCUUCUCGCUGCGCUACGAGAUCCUGCGCACAGGUUCGGACUUCUGCUCUCGGAACUUCACCAGCCAGUCCGGCGUGAUUGAAUCGCCAGGGUUCCCCGACAAGUACCCCCACAACCUGGAGUGCAACUUCAUCAUCGUUGCCCCACCGCGCAUGGAUAUAAUCCUCACCUUCCUGACCUUUGACCUGGAAAACGAUCCCCUGAUAAUCGGCGAGUCGGACUGCAAGUACGACUGGCUGGAGUUGUGGGACGGCCUGCCGCAGGUGGGGCCAAUGAUCGGACGUUACUGUGGCACCAAGCCCCCGCCUGAGAUCCACUCCUCCACGGGCCUGCUGUCGCUCACCUUCCACACGGACAUGGCGGUGGCCAAGGAUGGCUUCUCGGCUCGAUACAACAUGACGCAAAAGCAAGUCAGCAACAGCUUCCACUGCAGCACACCUUUCGGCAUGGAGUCCAAGAAGAUCUCGGACGAGCAGAUCACCGCCUCUUCCUCCUACACGGAUGGCCGCUGGUCACCCCGCCAGGCGCGUCUCAACAAUGAUGACAACGCCUGGACGCCCAGCGAUGACAGCAACAAAGAGUACAUCCAGGUGGACCUGAACUUUCUGAAAGUGCUGACCGGCAUUGCCAGCCAGGGCGCCAUCUCCAAGCAGACACAGACCUCCUACUUUGUUACCACCUUCAAGCUGGAGGUCAGCACCAACGGCGAGGACUGGAUGAUGUAUCGCCACGGGAAAAACCACAAGAUCUUUCACGCCAACACGGACCCCACCGAGGUGGUCCUGAACCGCAUCCCACAGCCCGUUCUGGCCCGAUUCGUCCGCAUCCGGCCACAGAGCUGGCAGAACGGGAUUGCGCUACGCUUCGAGCUCUACGGCUGCCAAAUCACAGACGCCCCCUGCUCGGAGAUGCAGGGCAUGCUCUCUGGCCUGCUCCCCGAGGCGCAGAUCUCCGCCUCCUCCACGCGGGACCUCCACUGGAACCCCGGUGAGGCCCGGCUGGUGGGCAGCCGCUCCGGCUGGUUCCCGAGCUCCACCCAGCCACCGGCGGGACAGGAGUGGCUGCAGGUGGACCUGGGCUCCCCCCGCAGGGUGCAUGGCAUCAUCACGCAGGGGGCACGCGGCGGCGACGGCGGCUCGGGGGCAGAGAACCGGGCCUUCGUGCGGAAGUACCGGGUAGCCCAUAGUCUGACCGGCAGGGACUGGACCUUUGCCAUGGACACCAAGACCAGCCAGCCCAAGAUCUUCGAAGGGAACACCCACUACGACGCUCCGGAAGUGCGCCGCUUUGAGGAGAUUCCUGCCCAGUUUGUCCGCAUCUACCCUGAGAAGUGGUCCCCAGCGGGCAUCGGGAUGAGGAUGGAGGUGCUCGGCUGUGAGCUGCAAGAAACCACUUCACUGGCCAGCAGUAUCACGCCCACAUCACCCGUUCCCGCAGAGAGUGGCACGACACAGAGAGUAGUGUCUGCUCCGACCACCACCCCCUCCUCACUGGGCGACGUGUGUAACUUCGAGAGAGGCCUGUGCGGCUGGACCCACGACCCAUCGUCCGGCCUGAACUGGUCCCAGCGUGGUACCGGAGGCAGGGAUCCCCCUGCAGGCUCUGACGAAUCUGGGAGCUACCUGUCCGUGGAGGCCAGCCCCAAGACGGCCGGCCAGCGGGCCCGACUGCAGAGCCCCGAGGUGGGGCCCGAGCGUGGCCCCUUCUGCCUGCUCUUCUCCUAUCAGCUGCAGGGCGAGGGCGUGGGCAGCCUGCGCGUGCUGCUCCGUGCCGCCGACGGCGAUGAGACGCAGCUGUGGGUGCUGCAGGGAGACCAAGGACACGCUUGGAAACAGGGCCGAGUCACCCUGCCCCGCUCGCCCAGGCAAUACCAGGUCAUCAUGGAGGGAGCCCUAGACUACGCAAGCAGGGGUCACAUCUGGAUCGAUAACAUCCACAUGAGCUCCGGCACGCCCCUGGACGAGUGCAGCCAGCCGUUCGAGGCUUUCCCCCCCGACGUACCCGAGGGCCCCCUUGCCGACGGCAGUGAUCCCACAGUAGACACGGUGUCGGUCCAGCCCAUUCCCACCUACUGGUAUUACGUACUGGCCGGCGGUGCCGCCUUGCUCCUGCUGGGCUCGGCCGCCCUGGUCUUGGCGCUGUGCUGUCACCGCUACCGCGUCGCGGCCAAGAAGACCCAGCACUCGGUGGCCUAUCACAGCUCCCAGUUCGCCGGCGGCCCCGCCCACGGGCCGGUGCUGGAGCCCACGCUCACCGUUAGGCUAGAGAAGGCAGGUCGCUGCUCCUAGUGGCCGGCGAGUAGGCAGGAUGCUCGGCCCUGGGCACAGAGACCGUACCACUUCUCAGACUCUCUGCGGGGGUUUGCUUCUGGAUGCCACAUCCGAAAAGAAAAAAACAAACAAAAAAAAAACAUACUGAGAACUAUGUGAAAGAAGCUCAUGGCUGUGGAUAUGGCCUCUGGGAUGAUUUCGCAGGAAAGUCUGGAUGGAGGAAGGCUGCUUACCAAACGGCACCCUGCCCCCCCCUUUCGGUGCCAGACAGCUUUGUGCCAUUUCCCAGCGCACGGCGAGACGUUGGGACUCUCCCGAUGGGGUUCUCGUCUCGAGGCUGAGGUCCUCGUCGUGGUGGACUGUCCAUCGGCGUUGCGAUUAGCAUCUGGCUGGAAUGCUUCAAACGGAUCCACACAGAGUGUCCGAGCAGAGCAGGGCCGGACUGGAGGAGCCUUCAUGAUGCUCGGAGGACUGGUCACGCCCCCUGCCCGCCGCCACAUGAGCGGGUCUCCUGUGUGUCUGCCUGCGUGCAUGUGUGUGCGUGUCUUGGUUCCAGGAGGACUUGCUGCCCGAAUAAACAGAGUGCAGAUCCAGCCUGAUCCAGCCCCUCCCCCUCCAUCUCUCACUUCACUAGAAUCCCCGUGCGAUGGGGUGAGGGUGGAGGUGUGGUGCAUGAGCAUAUCCGAUCAAGCUUGUGGUUAAGAACAAUCUUGCGCCACGAUUGGCUGUCCUGCACCUCCUCAGUGUGACACCGGUGCCACCGCCCUGUGACUGUCACUUCCGGAGAUCUGGGGGCGCGUGAGCGCGAGGCUGGGACCGUGUGCCUGAUCCUGCAUGCCUGCGGGGGGCUGUGUUUGUUCUCCGAUAUGCAAAGGAAGCCCUAACCUGCCUUAUUACGUCUGGUUGCCGGGGAGCCCUCACGUUACUUUGGCCUUAUCCCGCUGUUUCGGAGGGAGGGGGGAAUUUCUCCGCGCCUGUCAUUUUGUUUUUAAGUCUUUCCGCUGCUGCUUAUCUUGCUUUUUGGGAUCGCACAGGAAAAUGGAGGGCAGAUUUUACCGAAGUGUGUGGAUUUGCUCAGGUUAGGUCUGUGGUGCUUUUUGACAAGGCCUGACGUGGCUGUUGGUUGAUUCCCCGCCUGUAGGGGGCGAUUCAUCAGCAGCCAUCAACCGUGUGUAAACAGGGAAAGGGAGCGGCUUGGACUAUUAGAGUCACCGUGAUCACGACAAUGGAGGCUAUCUUUAAAGAUUAUUUCUUUAAUCUUAUUUAUGUUCUGUUAUACCGUGACUAACUUGCAUUAAUGUGUAAUAGCUGCUUCCGUUUGAGACGCCUAAGUGACAUUUUGAAAUCUCCGUCCCUUGUUAUUACUGUGUGAUUAUCAGUAUACGUUUUGGUUUAGUAGUGCAGUGCUGUAACUCGGAAACCACAGUGGGCGGGGCUGCUAUCAGUCACCGACUGGCCUCCCAUUGGAUCACGAAAGUGAUUGACAGUGCACUGCAGUCCCUCCCACCAUGGCUUCUGAAGGCUCAUUUCCCCCCAUCACUCGCAGUAAUUAAACUCCCUCGCCUGCCUCUUCUGGAAAUUGCACCUGAAAGACUGCAGUGCCAGGGUUGUGGGGAAAGGGCCCGUGUUUGCUAUGCUGUUUAUUCAUCAUCCGGCACACAGAAUAGCGGGCAGGAUUUUGCCUCAUUUAUAUAUUACUGUUCAGCCUUCUGCCGUUACUGUUUUAUUAGUUCAAGUGUGUUUCAAGAUUUUAGGAUUAUAACAAGUAUUUGAAUGUGUCUUUCAUUUUGGGGCUUUUGUGUAGAUUGAUGGAUCUCUCUCUGAGUGAAGGGAAGAUGUGCUACCUUUUCCCAGAAGGUCGUCAGACCAGAUUAUCUGCUUCACUCUGAAUGAUCCCAUUUCAACCGGGGUUCAGACUAACGGAAACACUGCACGCAUGAGAAGGGGUGACCGCGACCUGCCCGGCCCGGCCCGGCCCGGCCCGUCUGCUCCGGGCUCUGGGACUGCCGACAGUCUGUCGGGUUUCCAUGAACUCCAGUGUCCUCCCAGCCUGCUGCUGUUUUUUCUGGCGUGGCUCUGAGGCUCCCUGGCGGGUGCAGUGAGGUGGACCUGCUGGUCGCUUACUGAGAAUUGCUUUCUUUUCUGAAGAGCAGGAUGGAAGCACAGAAGCACAUAACAGCUGACUGUACCUCUCUGUCUCUCCCUUUCUUCUUCUCCAUUCCCCAUCCUCUCCCUCUCUCCUUCUCUCUCCCCCAUUCUCUCUGUCUCUCCUGCUCUCUCGUUCUUUAGAUCUCUCCAUCUCUCCCACCC